AAUGCUGAAUUAAAAGAAUCCCUCGGAAUUUUCAGUCAGCUGAGAAAAUGGAACUGUAACGGUUAGCCGCAGCUUCGAGGGGUCAAUUCCUUGAAUACCUUGAGUAACGGGAAUCAGCUUGGGAAUAACAACGCCCAAUAUUAGUAAUUGUCAAAAUGGAGUUGGGAGCUGCCCGCUCGCAGCCAGGAACGUAUUGUUUCUGCGGACAAUCUUACACUCCCGAACAGUUUAUGAUACAAUGCGAUGUUUGUAAGGAAUGGUACCACGGAGGAUGCGUUUCGGUGAAGGAAUAUUCGUCAACAGACCUUGAUAAAUAUCACUGCCCGUCUUGUGUGGAAACAAACGGUCCAUCGCUGAUGAAAACCAGGAUGAACUGGCACCGGCACGAUUAUGGCGAGUCGGAAGCAAGUUCAAAGGCAGUCCAGACUGGGACGCCUGUUUUUAUCAGGGAGCUGAAGUCUCGGCAUUUUUCAAAGUCUGAUGACAUCAUCAAACAUGUCAGAGGCCAGCAAUUGACACUGCAAUAUUUACAAACACAUGGAUUUGAAACACCUGUUAUCAUUGACGGCAAAGAUGGCCUCGACAUGACUGUUCCACCUGCAAACUUCAGUGUCUAUGACGUUGAAAGUUACAUCGGUGGAGAUAGAGAGAUGGAUGUGAUCGAUGUCACCAAACAGAGCAAUGUGCGGAUGAAGCUUCGCGAUUUUGUCGAAUAUUAUAACGAUCCAUGCCGUACGAGAGUCCUGAAUGUGAUCAGUCUAGAAUUUACGAACACAGGAUUGUCUCCUAUGGUGGAGGCCCCUUACAUAGCACGGAAAUUGGAUUGGGUAAAUUCCGUGUGGCCUCGAGACUGGCCUGAAGACAGCGAACUGAAAAGGCCGGAAGUACAAAAAUAUUGCCUGAUGGGGGUGAAGGACAGUUUCACAGAUUUUCACAUUGACUUUGGUGGCACUUCUGUUUGGUAUCAUGUGCUAAGGGGCGAAAAGAUAUUCUACCUUGUCAGACCUUCGCCGGCAAACAUUCAACUUUAUCAGCAUUGGAUGUGUAGUUCUAGCCAGAGUGAAACAUUCUUUGGAGACCAAGCAGAUGCCUGUUAUAAAUGCAUCAUUAAACAGGGACAGACAAUGAUGAUACCGACUGGUUGGAUCCACGCUGUUUUGACUCCUGUUGAUUCUCUGGUCUUCGGAGGAAAUUUUUUACACAGUUUCAAUAUACCUAUGCAAAUUCAGAUCUAUGAACUUGAAAAGAAAAUGAAAACUCCCGCGAAAUUUCAAUAUCCUGGUUUCGAGACUAUCAAUUGGUUUGCCGCCAAGCGACUACUCAAAGAGUUAAAGGAACUGAAUAACGAGGAGAAGAAAUGCCCACCGUAUUUGUUGCAGGGUGUCAAGGCACUGUUAAGUAUAUUGAAACAGUGGAACACCGACAAAGACUACAACAUGACGAGUCGCGGUCAAAUACCGCACACGAUAAACAGUCAGAAAUUAUUGAAGGACUUUAGCAAGGAUAUAAGGCACGCGGAGCGUUACUUAAUAUCCUUAAACCCUCCGAAACCGGAACGCGAGAGUAAACGGAAAAGAAAAAAGCCGUCGAACAAAGAUUUCGUUGAUUACGACGUGGCCGAUCAAAUAUCUGUAAAGCCAGUGAAAGUAAACGCGAAAGAGACGUUAAAAUCAGAAUCGAAAAUCGAAGUAGACGACGUUUCGCCUAGUAAUAGACCCCCGCUAAAACUCACACUGCCAAAACCAUCAAUGUAUCCUUACGUUAGGACAAACGUACCCUCGGAGGAAAAAACCCUUCCCGAUAACGAAAAAACGAAACCGUUAACUAAAUUAGGGAAACAAAGUUUGAAGGUGAUUAAGUUUAAGCUCGGGGACAAGGAGGUGAUAAGAAGCACCAACGAAGCGAUAAACAAUUUCGGAAAUUUCACAACCGAUCACUUGAUCGAAACUCCUAAGGAAUUGACGUGGAAACAGAGUUCUGUUUAUGAUUUUCACGACGGCAGUAACGAGAGCAGCUACAGUGGCUUCACAAUCGACGAAGCGCCGAAGCGGAAAAAGCACCAAAAUCCAAAGGCGUCGAAAAGUAUGUCGGUUGAAAAAAAAUUGAAACGGGAUUUUGACGGCGACGUUGACGUCCUUACCGAUCCUCCCAAAAACGGUAUAGAGGAACUCCUCAAAGCCUCAGCUUACACGUUGGGAAAUGCCGCGCAACGGGUCGACACCGCGGCACCGACUAGUGUCUCGCAAUACGGUCAACCAACGCCGCCGCCAACCGGUAUGUGUAAAUUGAAAACGGCUAGUUCUGGCAGGGCAUCACCGUCAACGCGUGAGGCUAUUGCCGGCAUGCUGUCGUUUAGCGAGCAAUGCUACUCAACGACGUCUGGAAGCCCCGAAAAAUCAACCAAGUCCGAACAGGAAGACGAGGACGAUCAGUUGAUUGAAAAUAUCGACAAAGUUCACCAGGACGAGGAUUUUAUUUAUCCAACUCUCGACGCCUCGGACGACGAAGAAUUUAUAUUCAAACCUCGGGGGAAACGCCGCGUAGACGAAGCCUGGAAUCCCAAGGCGAGAGUCGGUCCACUAUUGCCGAAAACGAACCGCCCGGCUCGUGAGGGCGUCAAGAAAACCUCAGUCGAAAAGGGUCUGGAAGCUGCGGCCGCGAAACGAGCCAAGCAACAUCCUGUGGCUAAACGUACUUAUAACAAGAGAAAACAAAAAGAAGUCUUGUUGCCGGUUAUACCUGCGCCAAUUGUCGUUCCUGCACCGAUCGAAGAGGUGGUUACGACGACGGAUAGCUACGGUUCGAUACUGACAAGUCCAAAUCGGUUAAAAGACGUGAAAGCAAAAUUGGCGGCCCCAAUUCCUGCUGAACGAAAACCGAAGAAGGGUAUGAAAACCGCAAAGCAACGGUUAGGAAAGAUUUUGAAGCUUCAUAAAAUGAUGCACUGAAUUUUGAACCAGGUGAUAAUAUUUGAAUCUGAAAUAAUUUGAACUGCAAUCGUGUCCCCGUGUAUUUGUAAAAAUAAUAUGUAUAACGCAUACAUAUUUAUGUGUAAAUAUAUGAACAAUUUGUAUAUCUUUUCAAGAAAGAUAUUCGGUUAGACUUAUACAUAUAUAUAUUUAAAGAAUUGAACAGAAAAAAAAAUUGUAAAACGAAUUGUCGUCAAAGUAUCGCGCAUUUAUCUCUACAAGCGUGUACACGCACUAUCUUAUAAGAGUGAAAAUUUUCUAAUUAUAUUUUAAAUCGACUGUCUUUGAUAAAAUAAAACACUAUAUUAAGACUGGUUUCUAAUCUAAUAACUUUUAUUAACAAAAGUUUGAA
Messenger RNA from Diprion similis, 3321 nucleotides. Its product is annotated as histone lysine demethylase PHF8-like. Gene Ontology annotation, molecular function: histone demethylase activity; transcription coregulator activity. The record is from RefSeq and is a predicted model, not a curated record. Lineage: Eukaryota; Metazoa; Arthropoda; Insecta; Hymenoptera; Diprionidae. The transcript is spliced from 12 exons. Gene Ontology annotation, biological process: regulation of transcription by RNA polymerase II; protein demethylation. Bases 156 to 2948 code for a protein of 930 amino acids.